UUCAGUUUCAGAGUGCAAUUUGAUCAUUUAUUAAACUAAAUGACCAAAACAAAUGUUCAAUUUUGGAUUUUAUGGGCAUUUGGGCUGUUGGGUCCUUGGGAUUCUUCUUCUUCUGCAAACCCAUUUCGGACGCCGCUCGCCGGUUUCUUCGUCGGCCUCCACCUUAUGGAUUGCCAUUUCACUCGAAUGCCAUACACUCACAUGAGAUUAUUAGGUACAACACUAUCAGUUAAUCUUGCUCCAAAUCCUGCCCUCUGGAAGAUUUCUUAUUACCCGAUAGCCAAUAUCAAUCUUCCUCCAAAUGCUGGGCCAAUUAAUCAGCAGAUGACUAUAAUAAGGAGUGAUUCAGUCUUUUCUCCUUUAGAUAUUUUUAACAGAAGGAGUUCUUCACAAGCCAUGCUUUUCAUGGUUGAUGAAGGUAGAAAUUCCAACUUUGCCGAGUGCUACAAGUCUAAGUGUUCCUCAGGUCCUAUUGAGAAGCUGGUCGUGAGCAACAAAAAUGAUUCUCCAGAAAAUCUUGAGACUGAAAAUGACAAGGAAUUGCAAAGACGAAAAAAGAUCGGACUGGCAAAUAAAGGGAGAGUGCCAUGGAACAAGGGCAAGAAACACAACCUGGAAACUCGUAAGCGAAUCAAGCAGAGAACAAUUGAAGCCUUGAGAGACCCCAAGGUGAGGAGGAAGAUGUCCGAAUAUCCCCGCACUCAUAGUGAUCAGGUUAAGGUUAAAAUUAGCUCUUCACUCAGAUGUGUUUGGGGAAAGAGACUAAUGAAGAAGAGAUUAAAUGAGACAUUCUUUCUGUCGUGGAUGGAAAGCAUAGCUGUUGCUGCAAAGAAAGGAGGGAAGGAAGAACAAGAACUCGACUGGGACAGCUAUGACAAGAUAAAACAAGAAAUACUUCACCAAGAUCUUCAACGGGUUGCAGAGAAGACAAAACUAAAAGUGACGAGAGCAGAAAAUGUGAAAAAGAAAAAAGUCCAAGGGAUGGUUCAUAAGAAAGAAAAAGGGGAAGACAAUUCCAAAACAAAGAAGUUGAAAAUGUGUUCCAGAAGAAGAAAUGGGGGGAAAAGAAAGGGAAAAGAAGGAGAUGACACCCUGAGAAAGAUGAAGAAAUCGACUACCAUCGAAAGAUCAAAGCUUAAGCAGAGAUUGAAAAAGAUUCGCAAAAAGAUUUCAACAAAUGGUGCAGUCAUUGCCCAAGGAAGUAUAGCUUCAGUGGCACCCAAAAACACAUCCUGGGAAAAACUGGAUCUGGAUCUUAUAAAGAAAGGUCAAAUGAGGAAAGAAGUAUCACUGGCAGAUCAAAUUCAAGUUGCCAAGAAUAGAAAAGCCGAAUCUACAGCCUGCAAAGUUCUUAUAGCCUCUACUUUGACAUACCAGUGCACCGGGUUUGCGGAAGGGUAACCUUUGACUGAUCUUUACUGCUUGCAGGAAGAGUAAAUAUCUAGCAUCUGCAGGCGUCUUGUCCUCCCAUUAAUUCCAGAUUCUGGGAACAUUUAGAUCCUUUGAGCUACCGAAGCUUGUUCAAGUAAAAAGAUUAAAGCUCAGGAGUGUUGGAAUACUUGAGGGAAGGCAGUGACAACUGACAAGAAGUUAAAAAGUUUUACUCUGUAUUUGCAGAACCUCAAUGUCCAUGGCAGCCGAAAAAGAUGACUUGCCUUUUUCCCUACGACUUUUGCAAUUGAAAUAUAGAAAAGAAAAGUUAACAAUGGAAAGCAUUUAUGGAUGGUUAUAGAGGAGUUUUUGAGUAUAGCUCAAUUAGUUAAGACAUCAUCCCUCAAUCAAGAGAAUAGUUGUUCAAAUAAUUUUACUUUCACAUUGUGCAAAAGAUGACUUUAGCAUAAAUUAUAAUUUUACGUCUUUCAACUUCCAACUGAAAAUCUCUCUUGCUUCCCUAAGAUUUAGAACAGUGCCCAAAAUAUUAACUUCGCUUCAAGGUAAAAUUCCUACAAUCAUUCACCAUAUCUACUUAUCAUAAAGCUCCAAAUGAUAUACCCCCAAUCAUACUAAUUCUAAUAACUUAAUUAACAAAAUACCAAAAUUUUCUGUUGGAACGGCCAUCGAUAUUUACACAUUAGUUGCAACAACAAAUGAUAACCCUCAUCUUAACCAAAAAGAGAAUCUCCAAAGGUUAUUUUUUUCCAAUUUUUUUUUUUUUUUUUUUUUAUAAAAAACCGUAAAACAUGAAGUGUUUUUUCGAAACAAAAAAUUAGCUACAUCAUUAAAAAUAAAUA
This is a messenger RNA of Benincasa hispida (wax gourd), 2231 nucleotides long. Lineage: Eukaryota; Viridiplantae; Streptophyta; Magnoliopsida; Cucurbitales; Cucurbitaceae. The record is from RefSeq and is a predicted model, not a curated record.